Molecule: messenger RNA, 1068 nt
Organism: Schistosoma turkestanicum
Lineage: Eukaryota; Metazoa; Platyhelminthes; Trematoda; Strigeidida; Schistosomatidae
Source: the annotation of a GenBank genome assembly
AUGUCAGGACGGAGAACACAAUCGGAAUCACGUAUUACAUCUGAUAAGAGUCUAUCUGAUUCUUAUGGAGACAGUUUAGACCGAGAUAUUUCAUUUGAGCAUCGUCAUCCACUUGGUAAAGAUAUUGGAAAUCAUGUAUUUCACGAAUGUGAAAUCUAUAUUUUAAAACAAAUCGGGUUGAAAAAAGAUGAAGAUUUCACUAGAGACAAAAUACAAAUGCUACUGGAUAAAUAUUAUAAUCUUAAAAACACACACUGCAAACUAUAUAUGUUUGAAGAUUCAAUGAGAUUUGAACGACUGAAAUCAAUGGGUCGACAUUCAUUUCAUUCAGAAUUACGUUAUGAAGAUAUAAAACGUUGUUCAACAUUUCGUUCAAAACCACAAGCAUUGGCGUUAUGUGUUUCAAAUCAUUUCGAUGAUAAACGUACUUACGAAUUAUUUCGUUGUAAAUCACCCACUGAUAUCAAUAGAAUAUACAAUUUAAUAGAUAAAGCAACACAAUCAAAUUCAUUUCGUUUACCUCAUAAAUUGCCCAUAAUUUAUAGUGAUAGCAUUAAACAAAGUCCUUAUAUGAAUAACAAGAACAGAGCUAUGUCCGUUGAGUCAGUUCGUAAUUCACUGUUAAGACCUAAUUCAUUAGUGGGAGAUUAUAGUGAAUAUUCAAAGAAAACAUGUGAUGAAGCUGUUGGUUCAUGGAAUGCCACACAACUAAAUGAAUUUAAACGUACUACUUUAAAAGAUAUAAAAUUCGAUGAGAAUGAAAAUCGAAACAUACUAAAGUCAACUGUACAACGUGUAACUUCAGUACCAGUAGAAGUAAACUCAACACAAGCAUCAUUCAGAGAAGUUACCAAUGAAUCCGCAGUGAAUUCAAUAAAAAUAGAUGAAAUAUUCAAUGAUUACAAAUUACAAAAGUUUAACAAAUUGCCAAGAAUAAGAAUUGACAAGAAUAUGACAUUUCCAUAUAAAACUUGGGACGAUAGCAUAACAUAUUUACAAAUUCAUCCAAUCUAUGGACCGCAAAUCAGUGAACGUGGUCCAGUUUAUAUGUAUGCUAUACAAUUAUAA